AUGAGCACCGAAAGGCCCUCGACGGCAAGAGGCGCCGAAGUGCAGGAUGCCACGACGAUGCCGUUGGUGAAGGAUAUCAAGCUCCUCAACCCGUGUGCCGCCACGGCCUCGAUGUUCCUGUACGCCCAAGGAUCCUCCGUUGUAUGCUGCCACCACGACACCCUCACCAUUGACAGGAGGUUCUCGAGACAUGCCGAGGAGAUUCAGCUGCUUGCCGUCGACAAUCACAGCGAGAUGGGGGCCGGCCGCCUCGUGGUGAGCUACGAUGCCGGCCAGACGGCCAUCGUGUGGGAUUUGAUGACGGGUGACGAGAUGGCCCGGUUCGCGUCGUAUGAUCAUUUGACGGCGACGGCGUGGAUGCGCAACGGAAAUGUGGCCUUUGGAAACUCGCAGGGAAGCAUCAUCCUCUUCGAGCCCACCACGUCGGAGCACAUCUCCUCUCGAACAAUCGAUCAGAUUGCCGUCACCGCCAUCGCUCCAUCCUCGGACUGCAGAACGUUUGCGAUUGGGUACCAAAACGGCUCGCUCCUGAUCGCCACGCUGCAGCCACGCUUCACCAUCCUGCAUAAUCUCACCACGUCCAGGGGCCCGUCCCCCGUCGUGACGCUAGGCUGGCACGCUUCGUCGCCGAGACAGAUAUCGGACAUGCUGGCUGUGCAGACGCUCGAGGGUGACCUCCGGGUCUGGAGCGUGGCCAAGUCUCACAGCGCCAACGACCCGGCCAAAGUGGUCAGAAUACUGCGAAGGGGAGAGAGCGUCGCCACGGGACCCAACUGGAUGGGCUGGUCGAAGAACGGCCGCAUCAUUCAAUUCUCGGACUCGGAGACGCUGUCAUGGGAUGUUCGGACGAAGCAUGUCACCUCUGAUUCCAUACCCACACUGGAGUACGUCAAGGGCCUCGCUGUCUACGGCCCCGGGGCCAGCCUGUUCACCGUUGGCAAAUCCGGCACCGUCCAGCAGUUUGAUCUCAACUCGCCCUCCAUCAUGGUCGCCAACGUCCAACACCCCGCCAAUCUCCUUCCACCUUCGCCGCCCGUUUCCGUCGAGGAACCGGGGGGCAAGCCGGCGCAAUCAUGUGCCGUCGUGCAAUCGUCCGAGUCUGACCACAGCUCCAGCUCCGUGCCCGUUGACAUGGGCGUUUCCGAGAGCGACGAAGACCAGAUGUCACCCUUUGCCCGAUUUUCCCAAAGAAGGGCGCCCGACGCCGGAAGCGAGCGGGCACACCGGUCCACGAGCCCGAUCUCGAGUCGAAGUGAUCCGUCCUCCAUUUCAAGAUCCUCGAAUGGCGCCCGCACGCCCGGCCGCCCGAGCGGGUCGUUGCGAUCGCGAGGAUUGUCCGAUCAUACGUACAUCUCGGCGGGGUCACCGUUGAUGUCGUCGGUCGUCGGGAGGAAGGAUGCAGACGGCCACUUGAUGGGAUACUCUCUUUCCAUCACCACGGCUCCGUCAAUGGCCUCCUCCCGCUCCCGGCAGAGGCCUUCCAGACUAAGGAACGAGGUACCUCGCAGCCCGGAUGACGGCAAGGUGCACGACCUAUUCAAGUUCACCCGAACACGUCUGAGCGACAUCCCGUACAAGCAUCCGAUGAGGCCGGACAACUCUCGCCUUACCAACGAUGAUCUCCGCCGCCAGAUGCUCCGCACCAUCUUUGGUUGGCACGAAGAAAUUGAGGACCUGAUCCAGGACGAGCUGACCAGGCACCCGGCCGGCUCCCCCAGUCGCAUCCUGCUCUCCAAGUGGCUGGGGGACAUGGAACCUGACAUCAUGGCUGGCAGUUCCGAGAACAUGACAUCGUCCGACUGGAUGCUCCUGGCCUUGAGCGGCAUUGGGGGGCGGGAGUCUCGUCACAAGCUCGAGCACGCCUACGUUCGGCGACUUCUGGAGAGCGGCGAUGUUCAUGCCGCCGUGACCAUCAUGCUAGGCAUGGGCGACCACAACGAUGCCAUCGAGGUGUACAUCUCGCACAGAUGCCACAUGGAGGCCUUGAUCCUAGCCUGCCUGGCCUUCCCCAGCGUCUGGCAGCGACAAGCCGCCAUCAUCCGACGAUGGGGAGAGUGGGCGGUGCAGCAUGGUCAGCAGCAGUUGGCCAUCCGAUGCUUCGCUUGCACCGAUGAAGAGUCCAGCGAGCCAUGGAGCUCGCCUUCGGCCGCGCAGCUCAACUUCCAAACCACGACCCAGAGCGGACCGGAAGUCUUCGGCCCACCGCUGUCACCCCUGGGCGUCCAGAGAGGGCCGCAGCGAGCGAUUGCGAAGUCGUCUGCUUUGAGGCUCAUCACCUCAUUUGGUGAGCAGAGCCAGCAGUCAAAGUUUUACUCCCAGCGCGAUGGGGGCAAAACACCCAUCGCCGCUGCCGUGACCCCCAUCGCGGAGUCGGCCAUUUCCCCGGGAGGUUCGUACAACGCCGCGACGGCAUUCCUCCGACCCUCGAACGGCAGUCGGUUCAACACGCCCACCUCAGCUCGUGCGGGUGGACCGAACCUGAGCCGAAGCCCAUUGCCCUCGAUUGGGGAGCUUCCAUCCGAAAUCAACCGUGCGGGGAUGCAGGUGGCGGGGAGUCGUGCGCCCGAGACGACGGAGGCUCGUCCCGGUCAUGCUCGUAACCCUUCCGGGCGGGGACACAUGACGGCAGGAGUAGAACUGCCGCGCUCGGCGACGGCCGAUCCGACGAUGACGAUUCGCGAUCAAUCUACACGUGCUGUGGUGGAUCGAGCGGAUGACCGAGCACCGUCUCCAAAGCAUGGCAAGGUGGCCGAGUUGCAAGUGGACAGGCCCACCACACGCAACGGCUCGCGCGACCGAAUCCCCCCAGGAGUCAACCUCCUGGUGCAUACCGAACAGGCCACGGCCACAGAUGUGACGUCUCCGGAGCAAUCGAUCGCCUCGUCCCGAUUCCAUUGGCCGACGAGACGACGAGGCCCCGGCUCCGUUGCCAGCUCCAUCACGUCAAAUUCCAGCGCCGGCCGUAACCUGCGAUCACAUCCAAGGCAACGCGAUGACUACAUUCACAGCCUCGAGACGGCCCACCAUUACUCCAAGAGGGGCCGGAGCAGACAUAACAGCAAGGAACGGGUCCGCGACGCGUCUCGUGGCCGUCAUGCUGGCAGCCGAGAAGGGUGGACCAACUCCAGAGAGGCAUCGGAGGAGCGUGGACGGACUUCGGCUCGGGCUUGGACCAAAGCAAAGCGAUCGCCGACAUCGCCGAUCCCCAUGUCUCCAGAAGACCUCCUGAACUUGAGCGUUACGAGGCAUGUAGGCGCUGUCGACUCGCCCUCUGCGAGAAAUGCGAGUGUCAAAAACCCCAGGCCGGAUGGCCGGACCUCAAGCCGCGGGAGCAACCGCAGGAGUCCCGACGGCCGUACCCAUUCUGCAGCGAGGGAGAAUCGGGGGAGGCUCGGCGGACGCGAUAAUUCUCGACAACGACCGUCGUCCCCGCCGCCGCUGCCGGAAAAUCCGUCGCACUACCAAGGCUCCGAAGAUGAAGAGGACUAUAAGCGGGCCGUACGGGCGCAAGAGAGCUUCCGGGAAAAGCACAGCCGCAGUGGCAGCCGAGCCGCAAACUCACCAAUCGUCCCCAAGCGAGACGAUUUGGAGCGCCAGCAGGCAGAUGCUACUGAUGCUUUGGAGAUGCUACCAGCUCUGACUUUCCACAGAAGGGCCGCAUCGACGGAGCAUGCAGGUGAUUUGCGGCAAAUGAAGGAUGAGCGGCAGCGCAAAAAAGAGCAAGCGGCUCGCGAGCUCGAAGAGCGUCGCAAAUCUCUUGCCAAGAGGCCCCAGGCACCGCAGAUCCCGCACCCGAACGACAUACCUCCAUCGAUGAGGAUAGGGAUCGAAGCAGCAGAGCCAAAGGAUAGGCACGAACAUGUCCCUCCCAGGUGCGCGACGGAACCACCGAGGAGCACGUAUAUGAGGAGCGGCCUGCAGAUUGGCUUGCCCGCCACGCCCAAGGUCAUGAGGCUGAUUAUCGAGGCCGAAAACAGGGGCAAGUUGGGGAGCAAUGUGCCCUUAGUCCCGGAGCUGCCUCGCGGAUUUCUGCAGGGGCAGUCUUCCAGCGCAUCUGCUGACAAGGAGGAGGGCGCUGCACCGUUGACCCUGCUUCCGCCGACUGUCUAUCAACCGCCGGCGAGACCGGCGAUUCCUCGAAGCAUGUCUGCUCCGAUUUUCAACGAACCGGAUCAGGCCCGCCACGAACGAAUGUCCGGCGAGCAUGAAGUUGAGGGGGGCGAACGGCGUCGAUCUCACGAGGAACCCGCGCUGCCGGCCUCUCCGCCUCCUCCCCCUCCACCACCGCCACCAGUGUUGAAAGAACUCCAGCAUCUGGCUCUUCCGCCGCCUCCACCUCCCGCUCCUCAACCGCACUCCCGGCGGCCGGCGAUUGCUCCUAACAUGAUUGAGAUCAUCAUGGACGACGACGACAACACACCUGAUGCGGCUUCUACAAAUGACGGCGUUGUACCCGCACUUUCACCACCACCACCACCACCAACAUCAUCAUCAAGGGGACACAUCCGAGGCCGCAGCGUCGGUGACGAUGCCAUUCCUGGACGGUGGCACAAGGCAACCGAUCGUCUCAGGUCCGUCAGCCGUGGCCCCAAGGAUGCGGGGCGAGGAGGCAUACGAUCCCCGGCCACGGACAUUCCGGUUGAUAAUAUCCUGAGGACGACAAGCCAGGUUAAAUCUUCCGUUGCCGGGGUCCCGCCGCCAGCUAUGCACGAUGCGGACGUGACCAGGUCUCCAGUUGAAGCGACGAAGGGCAAGCGCAUGUCUACUGGUCUGCAUCGUAGCGAGAUGAUUUGA
This is a messenger RNA of Drechmeria coniospora, 4794 nucleotides long. RefSeq lists its product as uncharacterized. The transcript has 4 exons. Gene Ontology annotation, molecular function: transcription factor binding. Gene Ontology annotation, cellular component: nucleus. Lineage: Eukaryota; Fungi; Ascomycota; Sordariomycetes; Hypocreales; Ophiocordycipitaceae. Bases 1 to 4794 code for a protein of 1597 amino acids. The record is from RefSeq and is a predicted model, not a curated record. Gene Ontology annotation, biological process: positive regulation of transcription by RNA polymerase II.